This is a messenger RNA of Fraxinus pennsylvanica, 1629 nucleotides long. Lineage: Eukaryota; Viridiplantae; Streptophyta; Magnoliopsida; Lamiales; Oleaceae. The record is from the annotation of a GenBank genome assembly.
AUGCAAGGGGGCAUUCUUCAUGCUGGUGAUACAAUCACGGUACUCGGGGUGCUACACAGAGUUCUUCACCCCUUGGGUUACCACAUGCAAGUAGCUUCUGAGAAUUUCCUCGGAACAAAUCAUAUCCGUGCUAUAGAAGAAGAAGUCUCAAAAAAAGUUGAUGCGUAUGGACUCAUGCUUCAGCAGAGUGCUGAAGAAUGCGAAGGCGAAGGGGUUGAUAUUGAAGUCAAGAUUACUGUUGGAACUCCAAUGAGAACGGUUAUUGUACAAGAAGUUGCAACUUCGAAUGCAAACUGGGUUAUACUUGAUAGGCAUCUAAGACGGGAAUAUUAUUCUUACAAGGAUUUUGAUGAGUUUGAAGCUAAGCUGCUUUACUCGCUAUCCAAGCCUGUUGCACUCCCAUCUGCUCAAGACAACAAUAAUAAUGAACAAACUUCCAUGUCUAUCAAUUAUAAUGCUUCUAUGGAUUCACUGGAAAGUUCUGUUAUGUCCAAGAGCAACUCAUUUACAUCCAACUUCAAGCAGUACAGCUUUUCCUCAGAAGAUGAAUCUGGUUCAAAUCUUAAGCCAGAUGAAUCAGGUAGCUAUGCUGAAGGAGAAAAUAAAUAUACUGUUUCUCCCCCAAUUAUUCAUAAACAACAAAGAAAGCCUAGUCGACAGAGAUCUUCUGAUGUGCCCGUUCUCUGUAUUUCUUGUGGGAUGAAGACGGAGUUAGAUUCAAAGAGAUAUAGUUAUUCCGAGAUACAGCUUGCAACAAACGAUUUUUCACCUGAUAAUUCACUGGGUGAAGGUGGGUAUGGUCAUGUAUAUAAAGGUCGGCUUAAGGAUGGGCAGCUUAUUGCUGCAAAAGUGCACAAGGAAGCAAGUACACAAGGUUUUUCGGAAUUUCAUUCCGAAGUAUAUGUCCUAAGCUUUGCACGCCACAAGAACAUUGUGAUGCUUCUUGGUCAUUGUUGCAAGGAAAAACUUAACAUCUUGGUCUAUGAGUAUAUCUGCAACAAAUCACUUGAGUGGCAUUUAUUCGAAAAUAGAGAUUGUGUUCUUGAAUGGCACCGAAGACGUGCUAUUGCCAUUGGAACUGCAAAAGGGUUGCGGUUUCUGCAUGAAGAAUGUCGAGGAAGUCCCAUCAUUCAUCGGGACAUGCGGCCAAGCAAUAUAUUGCUCACACACGAAUAUGUUCCAAUGCUGGGAGACUUUGGCCUUGCAAAGUGGACGACAAAUGAAGAGGAUAUACAGACAAGAAUUCUUGGCACUCUUGGAUAUCUUGCACCAGAGUAUGCAGAGAAUGGCAUUGUUUCUGUAAGAACUGAUGUUUAUUCCUUUGGCAUUGUUCUGAUUCAACUUAUAUCGGGACGUAAGGCAGUAGAUUCUACAAGAGAAGAUCAACAGUCCCUUAGGCAGUGGGCACUACCAUUAAUUCAGACGCUAGCAUUGCACGAGCUAGUUGAUCCCCGUCUUGACUUGUAUAACAGGUAUGAGCUUUACCACAUGGCUAGAACAGCAUUCCUAUGCGUCCAAACUGAACCGGAGAUUCGCCCCUCAAUGGCAGAGGUGUUACACCUUCUCGAGGGGGAAAGCGAACAUUUCCACCACUUGACAGAGCAAUUUAUACCUCAUUACAGCAAAUGA